Emys orbicularis (European pond turtle) is the source of this 255-nucleotide messenger RNA. Its product is annotated as serine protease inhibitor Kazal-type 6-like. The record is from RefSeq and is a predicted model, not a curated record. Lineage: Eukaryota; Metazoa; Chordata; Testudines; Emydidae. Gene Ontology annotation, molecular function: serine-type endopeptidase inhibitor activity; protein binding. The transcript has 4 exons. The coding region runs from base 1 to 255 and encodes 84 amino acids.
AUGAAGAUGACAAGAGUCUUUUUACUCCUCACUCUGGCAGUUUUCUGCUUCUCCAGUGCUGCCAGCCAAAAUGGGAGUCAGGUUGACUGCAGUGAAUUUAAGAAUGUAGAGAGAGGUAGAGAGACCUACUGUGCAAAGAUCUAUCAACCUCAUUGUGGCUCUGAUGGCAAAACCUAUACAAACAAGUGUUCCUUUUGUGCAGCAGUCACGAAAAGUAAUGGGACACUGCGUCUGAAGAAAACUGGUGAAUGUUGA